This is a messenger RNA of Lagenorhynchus albirostris (white-beaked dolphin), 1126 nucleotides long. RefSeq names its product phosphate cytidylyltransferase 1B, choline (gene PCYT1B). Bases 17 to 1126 code for a protein of 369 amino acids. Lineage: Eukaryota; Metazoa; Chordata; Mammalia; Artiodactyla; Delphinidae. Gene Ontology annotation, biological process: CDP-choline pathway. The transcript has 8 exons. The record is from RefSeq and is a predicted model, not a curated record. Gene Ontology annotation, molecular function: choline-phosphate cytidylyltransferase activity; phosphatidylcholine binding.
GCAGCAUUCACUGGCCAUGCCAGUACUUACCACUGAUGCUGAGUCAGAAACAGGUAUCCCAAAAUCCCUUUCCAAUGAGCCUCCCUCAGAAACCAUGGAGGAAAUCGAGCACACAUGCCCACAGCCUCGACUGACCCUGACUGCACCUGCCCCAUUUGCAGAUGAAACCAGCUGCCAGUGCCAAGCACCCCAUGAGAAACUGACCAUUGCUCAGGCCCGCUUAGGAACACCAGUUGACAGACCUGUCAGAGUAUACGCAGAUGGAAUAUUUGACCUCUUCCACUCAGGUCAUGCAAGGGCACUUAUGCAAGCAAAAACACUGUUUCCCAACAGCUACUUGUUGGUAGGAGUUUGCAGUGAUGACCUCACCCACAAAUUCAAAGGUUUCACCGUGAUGAAUGAAGCAGAGAGAUACGAAGCGCUGAGACACUGUCGCUAUGUGGAUGAAGUCAUCAGAGAUGCUCCGUGGACACUCACGCCAGAGUUUCUGGAAAAACACAAGAUUGACUUUGUGGCCCACGAUGACAUUCCGUACUCCUCUGCUGGCUCUGAUGAUGUUUACAAGCAUAUAAAGGAAGCAGGAAUGUUUGUUCCAACGCAGAGAACGGAAGGCAUCUCAACAUCAGACAUCAUCACCAGGAUUGUCCGUGACUAUGAUGUUUAUGCCCGACGCAAUCUCCAGAGAGGGUACACAGCCAAGGAACUGAAUGUCAGCUUUAUAAAUGAGAAGAAGUACCGCUUCCAAAACCAGGUAGACAAGAUGAAGGAAAAGGUCAAAAACGUGGAGGAAAAAUCAAAGGAAUUUGUAAACAGAGUGGAAGAAAAGAGUCAUGAUCUAAUUCAAAAGUGGGAAGAGAAAUCGAGGGAAUUCAUUGGCAACUUCCUAGAACUGUUUGGGCCUGAUGGAGCAUGGAAGCAGAUGUUCCAGGAGAGGAGUAGCCGGAUGCUGCAGGCCUUGUCCCCGAAGCAGAGCCCUGUGAGCAGCCCCACCAGGAGCCGGUCCCCUUCACGCUCCCCGUCGCCCACCUUCUCGUGGCUCCCGAACAAAACCUCACCCCCCUCCUCACCCAAAGCCGCCUCAGCCUCCAUCAGCAGCAUGAGUGAGGGGGAUGAAGAUGAGAAGUAA